UUUACCAGAGUCUUCACCUGCAAGAAAGCUUCUACUUCCCAAAAACACUUCAAAAAACGAGAAUCAAUCCGCGUGGAAAGCAGUAACCAAAUGUUGGGAAUUGGCAGUGGCCGACUUUUGGGAACGUACAAAAUCCGAAUUAAGCUAAGAAUAUUUCAAUUUUUGAUUGGACGAUGAAAAAGAGAACACUGACAUUUCUACGAUUUUGAUUCUGUAUGUAUAAUUUUUCCUGCUUUUGUUCUUUUUUACAGAGUAAACAAUCCAAAUAUCUCUGUUCAGUUCCUUACCGAUGGUGCAAAGUGAGAGCGUGGGGAAAUGGCGUCCCCUUCCUUUUUGACGAUGAUCAACCAAUUGGGUGUACGGAAAAAGGAGGAAAAAAAGUGGGAGUGGACCCAUGUGAUUCAAUAGAAGUCAUUUUUUAAUCACUUCCAAGUCAAUUCUGAGUCUACAUUGUUUUCUUCAUUCAUGGGUUUGCUCUUAUUUGUUCCUAAAAGAUUCCCACCUUUUCUGAUUAAGCAGCAGGAUUCGAAGGAAGCAUGGGGGAGGAUGUGAGUGUUGAUUUGAGGUUGAAAUCUCCCAGUUUCCUCGUUUGUGUUUGAAUUUGGAUUUUGGUGCAGAGGGAGUUUGUGAUUGGAGAUUAUCGUGCCUGAAAAUGGAAAUGGGGGACUCUUCAAAGAAGUUUAAAGCUAAGAAAAUAGGUUACAAUGGCCUCAUUGACCAUUUUUUUUCUUGGACUUUGGAAGAUGUGUUGUAUGAUGAUUUCUAUAAAGACGAGGUGCAAAAAAUUCCAGAAUCGUUUAAAACAGUGCAUCAAUAUAUUGGGUCAUAUGUCUUUCCUUUGUUAGAAGAAACAAGAGCAGAACUGUCUUCAAGUUUGAAGGUUAUUCGUAGAGCGCCUUUUGCUCAACUGGUCUCUGUUGAGGAGCCAAAAUCUAGUGGUAAAUUGUUGUUAAAUGUAAAUGUUGAUUCAUGGAGGAAUAUUACCAACAAUAGUGGGAAGGAGCCUUACAGAACAUUGCCUGGGGAUGUCUUUCUAAUAUUGGAUGAUAAGCCAGAGACCGUUAUGGAUUUACAAUGCUCUACUAGGACCUGGGCUUUUGCUUGGGUUAAACAAAUCACUGAGAAUGGACGCUCUACUCAUCUGAAACUAAAUGUGUCAAAAAACAUCAGUGAUGAACAUGGCAUGCAGAAAAAAUUAUUUAUUGCAUUUCUGAUGAAUGUAACGACCAACUUGAGAAUAUGGAACUCAUUACACUAUUCUGAAGAUAUGAAGAUAUUCAAGCACGUACUGAGCAAAGAAUCAAUGGGUGAUGACAUCUGUAACAAAUGCUCUUUGUAUAGUAAUGCUGUCUGUGCUGAAAAAUUGGGGACAAGCUUAUCUUUUGCGUUGAAUGAUUCUCAAAAAGCAGCAGUGCUAUGUUCUGUUUGCAAGACACUUUGUGACCAUAAGCCUUCGGUAGAGCUUAUAUGGGGUCCACCUGGUACAGGGAAAACUAAAACUAUCAGUUUUCUGCUGUGGGCAAUUUUGGAAAUGAAGCAAAGGAUUCUUGCCUGUGCACCAACAAAUGUUGCUAUUACAGAAUUAGCCUCUCGAGUUGUGAAAUUAUUGAGGGAAUCAUCCAGAGGAGGAGGUGUGUUAUGUUCUUUUGGAGAUGUGCUUUUAUUUGGGAAUAAGGAUCGACUGAAAUUUGGUUCUGAACUUGAAGAAAUAUAUUUAGAUUAUCGUGUUGACAGGCUUGCAGAGUGUUUUGGACAAUCUGGUUGGAAAUAUCAUAUAACUUCUCUUAUAGAACUUCUUGAAGGUAGGAAUUCGUGUUACAUGUUGGAGUCUGAUAUAAACAUGAGCAGAAAGGACAAAUUCAAAUCUACUGCUUCCGCAGUUCGUGGAUGCCUUCAAACUUUGACCACACAUAUACCCAAGCAAUUCAUUCUGGAAUGUAAUUUUCAGAUUAUAGAGAUCCUUCUGAGUGUCAUUGAUUCAUUUGACGCCUUUUUGUCUCAGGACAAUGUGAUCUCUGAGCAAAUGGAGAUUCUAUUUUCAAAUCCAGAAGCAGUUAAGGACUUUCCAAAUUCUAAUGUGGGAGUAACCUUUUCAUAUUUGAGAAGCCAGUGCCUCUCAAUUCUAAUAACUCUUCAGGCUUCUUUGGAUCAACUUCAACUUCCAAAUGCAGCAAGCAAAACGUGUGUGAGAAAGUUUUGUUUCCAGAGGGCUUCACUAAUACUUUGCACUGCUUCCAGUUCAUUCCAAUUGAACUCAGUGAAAAUGGACCCAGUGAACUUGUUAGUUAUUGAUGAAGCUGCACAGUUGAAGGAAUGUGAAUCAAUAGUACCCUUACAACUUCCUGGCAUAAAGCAUGCUAUUCUCAUUGGUGAUGAGUGCCAAUUACCAGCAAUAGUUAGUAGCCAGGUUUGUGAUGCAGCCGGAUAUGGUAGAAGUCUUUUUGAACGGCUGAGUUUAUUAGGACAUUCGAAGCACCUGCUUAACACACAGUAUAGAAUGCAUCCAUCAAUAAGCUACUUUCCAAAUUCCAAAUUUUACAGUAAUCAAAUUCUGGAUGCUCCUCUUGUCAUGAAUAAAUCAUAUGAGAAACAUUACAUUUCUAGUCCAAUAUUUGGUCCGUAUUCUUUCAUAAAUGUUUCUGUUGGAAAAGAGGAAGGGGAUGAUGAUGGACAUAGCAAAAAGAAUAUGGUUGAGGUAGCUGUAGUGAUCACAAUCAUUGAAAAGCUUUAUAAAGCAUGGAGGAGAGCCAAGACAAAGCUCAGCAUUGGUGUAAUCUCUUUCUAUGCUGCACAAGUUUCAGCAAUUCAGGGCAAGCUUGGACACAAAUAUGAGAAGAGGGACAAUUUUUCUGUAAAAGUGAAGUCUGUUGAUGGUUUCCAAGGUGGUGAAGAGGAUGUGAUCAUAUUGUCCACAGUCAGAUCCAACAGGAGAAAAAAUAUUGGGUUCAUCUCCAAUUCGCAGAGAAUAAAUGUUGCUUUAACAAGAGCUAGGCACUGUCUUUGGGUUGUGGGAGAUGCAACAACAUUGGGUAAUAGUAAUUCUGAUUGGGAAACUGUAGUUUCAAAUGCCAAGGAUCGUCAAUGUUUUUUCAAUGCCGAGGAAGACAAGGAUUUGGCAGAUGCUAUAAUAGAGGUCAAGAAAGUGCUGCUUGAGCUUGAUGAUUUACUCAAAAAGGAUAGCGUACUGUUUAAAAUGUCUCGGUGGAAGGUUCUUCUAAGUGAUUCUUUUAGGGCAUCAUUCCAGAAAGUAGUCCCAAUCAACCAAAAGAAAUCAAUUAUUGUCAUGUUGCUCAGACUUUCCAGUGGCUGGCGCCAAGAAACUGACAGCUUCUCCAACCCUAAAUCUUCUAACAUAAUAAAAUGUGUUAAAGUUGAAGGUCUAUUCAUCAUAUUCUCAUUGGAUAUUGAGAAGGAUUCAAAGUAUAACCAAGUUCUAAAGAUCUGGGAUAUCAAACCAUUGGCGGAUGUAAAAGUACUUGUUGAUUGCCUUACCAGCAUACAUGAGCUGUAUACUGAUGACUUUCUAAGUCAUUGUAAAGAAAAGUCUCGUAAAGGGGAUCUUGAGUUUCCGGUCUCAUGGAGUGCUGCUUCUCAUGAUAUCGUUCUCUAUAAGGAUAGCAUGAAAGCUGAGCUAAAUGCCAUUUUAAGUUUGGAAGCUGACAGUGAUGAUGCUAAGAAUUUAACUCUGAAAAAGAAUUUUCUGCAGAUGAAGUUUCAGUCUUUAUCCUAUCAAAAAGCAAAGCACUUACUUUCAGGCCGUGAUAUUAAAGAACUGGACCUUCCAUGCCAAGUUGAAGAUGAACAAUUGGAGAUAAUUCUUUUGCCUACCAGUGCCUUCAUAAUGGGAAGGCCUGGUUCUGGAAAAACUGCAGCUUUGACAAUAAAGCUGUUUAUGAGAGAACAACAGCAGAAGAUCCAUAUCGGGGGAUGUAGUGAGGUAACGAGAGAAAAUUCAGAAAUAAGUUGUAGAAAUGAGGGUGGUGAGGACGACAAAAAGACUGAUAGGAUUUUCCUGCGACAGCUUUUUAUCACAGUCACUCUUAAACAAUGUCAUGCUGUAAAGGAGCACUUUUCCUACUUGAAGAGAAUUUACGAUAGUGGGAACAUUUUAGAAAGGAACCAGAAGUUUAAUAAAGUUGAUAUGCUCGAUAUGAAUGAUGAUCAAGUUCUCUUGGAUGUUCCAAAUAGCUUUGAUGGUAUUCCAUUCAACUCAUAUCCUCUUGUGAUAACAUUUCGAAAGUUUUUGAUAAUGCUUGAUGGAACUGUGGGAGAUUCGUACUUUGCUAGAUUCCAUAAACAGUGGAAACUUAGUUGCGGCAAGUCCAAAGAUUCAUUAUCAAAUGCUGCCCAUAAUUUUAUGGUAUCAAAGGAAGUAACUGCUAAAAACUUUGCUUCAUCUUACUGGCCCUAUUUUGAUGGCCGUCUAACCAACAAGCUUGAUGCUACCAUGGUUUUCAAUGAAAUCACUUCCCAGAUAAAAGGUGGAUUAGGAGUAAAGGAAGCUCCCGAUGGUAGACUUUGUAAGCUAGACUAUACUCGAGUUUCCAGGGGUCAAUCCACAUUGAGCUGGAAGAAAAGAGAGAGAAUUUAUGAUAUAUUUUUAGAUUAUGAAAAGAUGAAGCAAGAAAAAGAGGAAUAUGAUUUGGCUGAUCUAGUCAUUGAUCUUCAUCAUCGGUUGGAAGUUAUACAAUAUACAGGUGAACAAAUGGAUUUUGUAUAUGUGGAUGAGGUGCAAGCUCUUUCUAUGAUGCAAAUUGCUCUUUUGAAGUACCUGUGCAGAAAUGUCAAUUCGGGCUUUAUUUUUUCAACCAAUACAGUUCAAACUAUUGCCAAGGGUGUUGGCUUCAGGUUCCAAGACAUAAGAUUUAUGUUCUACAAGGAAUUUGUAUCAAGAGUAAAACCUGAUGGCAAAGACGUUAGUGCAGGAUUAAUGAAAAUCCCUGACAUUCUUCACAUAAAUCAGAAUUGUCAUACACAACCCAAAAUUCUCCAAUUCGCUAAUAGCAUUACAGAUCUCCUUUUUCGCUUCUUUCCUCAAUCUAUUGAUAUACUGUGCCCUGAAACAAGUGAAAUGAGUUCUGUCAAUCUUGAAACUCCAGUUCUUCUUGAAACUGGGAAAGGUCAAAACGUGAUGAAGGUUUUAUUUGAAGAGAGGGGUAAUAUACCAGCAGAUACUCAUGAAUUUGGAGCAAAACAGGUCAUUCUAGUUCGAGAUGAGCAUGCCAGGGAGGAGAUCUCCACUUAUGUAGGGAAUCGAGCUAUUGUCCUUACAAUAAUGGAGUGUCAGUGCUUGGAGUUUCAGGAUGUCUUGCUGUACAACUUUUUCAACUCAUCGCCACUGAGACAUCAGUGGAGAGUAAUAUAUCAAUAUAUGAUUGAGCAAGAUAUGCUUGAAAUGGCUCCUGGUUCUCCAAACUUCAAUCAACCUGUACGUAUGGACUUAUGUUGGGAAUUAAAGCUGCUCCAUACAGCAAUUACACGUCCGAGGCAAAGAUUAUGGAUUUAUGAAGACAAACAGGACUUUUCCAAUCCGAUUGUUGACUAUUGGAAAAAAUUAUGUUUUAUUCAAGUCAAGACAUUGGAUUCUUCAAUCAUACAAGCAAUGAAGGUUCCAAGCAUGAAAGAGGAGUGGAGUUCGGUGGGAGUUGAGUUAUUUUCUGAGGGUGUUUAUGGGGCAGCAUCUUUGUGCUUUGAAAGAGCUCAAGACAGGCAUAGAAAAGAAUUGGCGAGGGCUGCUUCUCUUCGUGCAACUGCUGGCAUAUUGGAUGGUUCAAAUUCUCAAAUGACUUGUAAUGCUCUUCGGGAAGCUGCUGAAAUUUAUAUUUCCAUGGAUCGUGCUGAGGUUGCUGCUAAGUGCUUCAUUGAGUUGAAAGAAUAUAAAACAGCAGCUUAUAUAUAUUUAACAAAAUGUGGAGAAGCAAAGUUAGAAGAUGCUGGGGACUGUUAUAUGUUGGCUGAAUGUUACAAAUUAGCGGCUGAGGCAUAUUCAAGGGGCAAAUGCUUCUUAAAGUUCUUGAAUGUCUGCACCGUUGCAAAUAUUUUUGACAUGGGGUUGCAAGUGAUCAGCCGCUGGAGCAAAUUCGAUGAUGUUGAUUUGAUUGAGAAAAGUCAAGAUAUCUGGCAUGUGUUUCUGGAGAAAGGUGCCCUUCACUAUCACCAACUUCAAGAUUUUAGUUCCAUGAUGAAAUUCGUUGAUUCCUUCAACUCCAUGGAUGAAAAAUAUUCAUUCCUUAGGAAUUUAGGUCUAUCUGAAAAAGAAUUAUUGCUGGAGAAAGAUGUAAAAGAGACAGCUAAUAUCGUGAUGAAUAAAGGGGAUAUUUUACUUGAGAUUGAUCGUUUAGAGAAGGCUGGAAACUUCAAGGAUGCAUCAUCACUCAUACUGCUAUACGUGCUUUGCAGUUCUUUGUGGUCAUGUGGAAAAACAGGUUGGCCACUUAAGUUAUUUAAGCGAAAAGAGAAACUUUUAGCCAGAGCAGAGAAACUGGCAAUGAACGAGUCAGACAGCUUCUAUGAUUAUGUUACUACUGAAGCCAAUAUCUUAUCAAAUCGGACAAGGACACUGUUUGAGAUGGAGCCGAACUGGAGUUCCUCCCACAGGCAUGGAAAUCUCAGAGGUGAAAUUCUGUCUGCCUGGAGAAUCCUUGAUGCUCAUCUCUCUUCCAGUGCCUCCAAAUAUAUUUGGGAAAAUGAAACGGAGACAGAUUUAAGAGAACAUGUGGAGAAAACAAUUUCCUUAAACCGGAUUUCCAUUCAGACACUGGUUUUCUUUUGGAAUUUCUGGAAAGAAAAUGUCUUGAGCAUAUUGAAUUGUCUGCAACUUCCUGAAAGCCAAGUUAUCAGUGAUUGUGGAAGCUAUGAACAAUUCUGUCUAGAUUACUUGGGUGUAAGGAAGCAAUUAAAUUGCGGAAACAGUAUUUUCCUUUUACUUGACCCUGAUGCUGAAUGGGCUAGGACUGUAUCUUUUGAAGGCAAUGAAAAUUUGGGUAGCAUCAAUUCUCGAGAAUUUGUUGCAGCUGCCCAGAGUUAUUGGUUUUCACAAGUAUUUUCUGUUGGGUUGAAGGUUUUAGCCAAAUUAAAAGAUCUUCAUAUGCUCUCCGUCAGGAGCUCUCUCUCAUUUUAUUUCCAAGCUUUCACUGCCGUUCAUAUUUUUGAAAUGGCUAAGUUCUUUACAGACGAUCAUUAUAUCAAGUCAUCCAUUGACUAUGAGAACCUGAGAAUGAUUUUUGACUUGGGGCUUUAUUCCAUCCAAUUUUUAAGACUUCAACAGACUCCAAAUGUAGAUCUGGCCAAUGAAAUUCAAGCUGUUCACGACAAGUCACAAUCUUAUCUCGUGAGUUGUGCACUCCUUUUUCAUGAAAUACAAGAUAGCAGCACCAUGUUAAAGUUUGUCAGCGCCUUCUGUUCUAUGGAUUCGAAACGUUCAUUUUUGAAGUCUUUCAACUACUUAAAUGAACUUGGGACACUAGAAUUGGAAGCACAAAACUUUCCAGAGGUUCUGGCCAUUGCAAGGUCACAAGGCAACCUUCUUCUUGAAAUUGAUGCGCUAGAGAAGAUGGGAAACUAUAAAGAGGCAUCUUUUCUUCUCAUCUUCUAUAUAUAUGCAAACUCGCUGUGGACUUCUGGAAGCAAAGGUUGGCCAUUAAAGGAGUUCGAGCACAAGCAGAAACUUAUAGAAAAAACAAUAUCAAUUGCGAAACAAGACUCAGAAGAAUUUUGUGACAUGAUUUCUGUUGAGGCUAGUAUCUUAUCAUGCAAAAUAAGUGGCUUGGAUGGGAUGGAACAGAAUCUUACUGCUUCUGAGGGCCAUAAAAAUUUCAAAGGUGUAAUUCUUUCUGCCUGGAAGAUUUUAGAUGCUCAUCUUAAACUAAAUGUGUCAAAUUACACGUGGGAAAAUGUGAUACAGAGUGAUCUACAAAGGCAUUCAAAAGAAACAAUCUCCAAAAAUCAGGUGUCUUUCCAAACAUUGGUUUACUUCUGGUAUCUCUGGAAGGAUAGUCUCAUUGACGUAAUUGAUUAUCUAUGUUCUAUUGACAUUGAAGAUGAUGUAAAUGAUUACUACAAGAGUCAACAGGAUUUUUGUUUGUCUUACUUCGGAGUGAGGAGGGAAUACAAUAAUCAUGAAACACUCUACUUUUUGCUCAAUCCUGAUGCUAAUUGGACUACAGAAGCGGUCAAUGGGUCCCUGCAUCGGAAUGGUGGUUUAAUUGGCAUUGCUACUUGCCAGUUUACAUCAGCUGGCUGGAGAUAUUGGAGUUCAGAAGUGCUUUCGGUUGGAAUUAAGGUCUUGGAAAAACUAAUAGCCCUUUAUACUUUCUCUGCAAGUGCCUCUAACUUCUCUGAAUUAUAUCAAAGUAUGAUAGCCAUUAGUUUCUGUGAAGUUGGAAAUUUUCUCAAGAAUUCCCAGUUUCUAAAAUCUGUCUCCGAGACAUUGGUGCAAAAGUUUACCAAUGUCAGGCUGCAGUUCAUCCUCUGCUGCAAACAACAUCUGGGUCAAGAUAGUUUAUUCAGUAAUAUUCAUGAUGAGUUGGAAGAUUUGAAGCUUACUUUUUUAAGAAAAUGUGCACUUCACUAUCAUAGGGUUCAGGAUGAAAGAACAAUGAUGAAGUUUGUUGAAGCUUUUCACUCCAUAGAUUCCAAACGUUUAUUUUUGAAGUCUUUGGGCUGCUUUGAUGAGCUUUUAUCACUGGAAGAAAAAUCUGGCAAUUUUAUGGAGGCUGCCGCCGCUGCAAGGCUGAAAGGGGAUCUUCUGCUUGAAGUUGAUUUAUUAGAGAGGGCUGACCAACUUGAGGAAGCUGUGGAACUCAUUCUAUUCCAUGUUCUAGCCAGCUCUCUAUGGACAAACCAAAGCAAAGGAUGGCCCUUGAAGCAUUUUAAGCAAAAGGAGGAGCUUCUAUCAAAAGCAAAAUCAAUUGCAAAGCUACAUUCAGAUGUCUUCCACAGAAAUGUUUGUUCAGAGACCAAAAUACUAUCUGAUGGCAUAUAUAGUUUGUUGGAUAUGAAACAUCACUUGAGCAGUUCCCGGGAAAAUAAGAACAUUUGUGGUGAGAUAUUAUCAGCUCGACGAAUUCUUGAUGCUCACCUUUCUUCAAAUACCUUAUCAUACAACUGGGAAGAUGAAUUAGUCAGCGAUCUCUUGAAACAUGUGGAGAUUAAAAUUUCUCAGAGCCAGGUUUCCAUUGAAACCCUUUCCCACUUUUGGAACCUCUGGAAGGAUUAUGUUACAGGCAUAAUAACAUAUCUUGAGUCCCUUGGUACCAAAAUUGUCGAUGAGUUCAUAAUUUAUGAAGGGUUCUGUUUGAAAUACUUGGGUAUGAGGAAGCAGUUUGACUGUCUGAACACUUAUCAGUUGUUAUUUACUGAUGCCGAUUGGAUUAUGCAUAUCAGCCUUCAUUCUAUUCAGAGGAAUGGAAAGCUGAUGAGCAUGAAUGUUGAACAGUUCGCUCUUGCUGCUAGGAGUUAUUGGAGCACAGAGUUACUUUCUGUCGGUAUGAAAGUUUUGGAACAUUUAAGCGACAUUCAUGGGUUCUCCGUCAUGCAUUCUUUCUCGAAAUUUCGUCAAAGUUCAGCUGCCAUUCGUAUCUUUGAGAUUGCAAACUUUCUGAUAUCAUCCGACCUUGCCAAAUGUCCUGACGAUAACAAAAAACUGCAAAGUUAUCUUGAACCAUAUGCUGAUUGUUUCUUUGAUAAUGUUUUUGGUCUUUGUUGGACCGAUCGAAUGACUGAAAAUAUGAUUGCUUUAAGAGAAACCAGACUUUCUAGGAGUGUCAUUGAAACAGUCAUAUUGAAAAUCAUUCAUUCGAAGGGUCAGUUAUCAUAUGAAAAGAUCGGAAAGGUGGUGAUGGCACUUUUAGGUUCAGGGAGGCUAACUUCUGGACUGUAUGACAAGGUUGCCAGUAGAUGCCACGUGAAGUUACAUUGGAAGGCAGUAAUUGAUGCUUUCAAAAGACACAUGAUAGCUUCACAAACUUCAGAAAGUUCAAUGGCUAGAAAAGUUUAUGAAACUUCUGAAGAAGGUGGUCUAAUCAAUCAGUUGCAUGAGGCUUUGAUGCUUACUUUUGUCAACUGGAAGAAAGAGUGUGAUUACAUGUCACCUAACUGUUUCCUGUAUAUAGUCGAGCGUCAAUUUGUCCUGAUAUCAAUGUCUCAAGGAUGCUUUUAUGCCACUCGAUCUUCGUUCGUUGAGUGGCUCAUGUGCGAGGAGUUGUCCGGCAGGCAAGGACAAAUCGUGGUGAAUACUGAAAUAUCUUCUGGAGACUUGUUUGACUCUAUAGCAAAAAUGGUUCAUGAACUUCUCUUCAAUAACUGUGGUGCAAGGGAGUGGAUUAAGAGAUCCAACAUCAACUCAAAGGAGUACUAUCCCAUUUUUCUGCUGAGACUUGUCAUUAUGAUGUGUUUACUUUCAGCCAAUUUGGGGAAGUAUUAUAACCUGCUUUAUGAUUUUAUUGGUAAAACUGAUAUGCAUUCACAGUUACCUGAAGCAUUCUCUGAGCUCUUUAAGAAAAGAAAGAAGCCGAACCUUCAUUUCUUGAAUUAUAUGGCAGAAGCAGUUUCGAAGAUUAAGAAUCCUCUUGUCAAAGUAUGUUUAAGAGAUAACUGCAAGAAACCUGUACCGCCCACAGCCAUUUCCAUCAGAAUGAAGAACACUUGCAGGAAGGAAGAUGUGUGGAAAUUGCUUUUUGCAAAGAAUCCCAUGGAUGACCACAAUUGUGGAACUGCUUAUUCUGGUAGGAAGAAAGCUGAUCCUAUCAAUGAUUCAACUCCGUUGAACACUAAACCGUCACAAGUUCUGCAUAGUGCUAAUGCGGAUGACGGCUGCGAUGGUGUAGUAAUUCCAAUCAGACAGAACUCAAGUAAAACGUCUGAUUCCAUGAAACCGGUAAAAAAUACUCAUAUGGUAAAUCCAAAGAGCAGCAAGUCCAAUGCCCCAAAGAAGAUGAAAUUGAAGAAAAAAGUUCAUUGCAUAAAUACUUCAGUGCCCAAGUCCAGACAGAAAGGCUCUUUUGACAGAGAGAGCGAAUUUUCUCGAGUGAGAAGCAUACUUGAUGAACUGAAGAUGUCUCCUGCACUCAGUAUGAGUGAUCCCGAACUCAUUACAUCAAUUGAAGAACUCUCGAGAAAGUUGGAGUGUGGAAGACAGAAGAACAACACUUCAAACAUGGUUGGGGAAACAAGCCUGGGCACCAGUCUUUCAUCUGCUUCCAGAAGGAAGAGCAGAGCAACAAAAAAGAAGGGAAAAGAAACAAGCCUGGGCACCAGCCUUUCAUCUGCUUCCAGAAGGAAGAGCAGAGCAACAAAAAGGAAGGGCAAAGAGGACAAGACGAGUGUUACGAGUAACAUGUCGACAGCUAAAGGGCCUUCACCUUCACCAGGGCUGCAGUUUCAGCCUAAGCUCGAGUCGGAAACAGUAUCUCAAAAUGAUAUGAAGACUCAGGACGAGAUAAAAGUUGGCCAUAACAUGUCAACAACUAAAGAGUCUUCCAAAGGGUUGCAAUUUCAACCUAAGCAUGAGUCAAAAACAGCAUCUCAAAAUGAUACAAAGACAAAAGGUAAGAUGAAGGUUGUUGAUAACAUAUCAACAACUAAAGGGCCUUCACAAGGGUUGCAGUUUCAACCUAAGCUCGAGUUGAAAACAGCAUCUCAAAAGGAUACGGUGACAAAAGGUAAGAUGAAAGUUGUUGAUAACAUGUCGACAAGUAAAGGGUCUUCAGAAGAGUUGCAAUUUCAACCUAAGCUCAAAUCGAAAACAGCAUCUCAAAAUGAUACAAAGACAAAAGGUAAGAUGAAAGUUGUCAAUAACAUCCCAACAACUAAAGAGUCUUCGCAAGGGUUGCAGUUUCAACCUAAACUCGAGUCGGAAAUAACAUCCCAAAAUGUUAUGAAGACAAAGGAUAAGAUGAAAGCUGCUGGCAACAUGCCAUCAGUUAAAGGGUCGUCACAGAGGUUGCAGUUUCAACCUAAGCUCGAGUCGAGAACAGCAUCCGAAAAUGAUAUGAAGACUGAUGGUAAGAUGAAAGUUGUUGACAUGUUAACAGAUAAAGGAUCUUCACAAGGGUUGCAGUUUCAGCCUAAGCAAGAGUCAACGCAUAAAGAGAAAGCAUCUGAAAAUAAUACGAAGACGGGGGAUAAGAUGAAAGUUACCCCUAUCAUGUCAACUGCUAAAGACUCUUCACACAAGUUUCAAUUUAAGCCAAAGCCCGGGGUAGCGAAAAACGAAACAACAGCCCAAAAUAAUGUGAAGAAUGAGAAAGAUACAACGAAUAUCGACAAUAACAAGGCUGAGUCUACACAAAAGUUGCAGUGCAAGCAGAAGCUCAAAUAUGUACAAAAGGAAACAACAGGCUCGAGGGGUUCGAAAGUGAAGAAGGAUGAGAUGAAAAUCGCGGAUAACUCGUCGGAAGCUCAAGAGCCAUCUGCCGGAUGUGCUUGACGGUCCCCCAUAAUACGCUCACUUGGGGGGAGAGGCUAGAAAAGGCGAGGCAAGGGGCUCUCCACAGCAGUUGCAAGUUGUACAGAAGAAGCUAAAACAAAAGGAUGUGAAGGCUGAGAAAGCUGAGAAGCGUAAACAGAAAGUGAAGAACGCAAGUACAUAGCCAAGCAGCACUCAAAAAGGUAACAGAAAAUGCUAUGAAAUAUCACUUUGUUUAGACACAGAGGAUUUCUGUAGAAGUAGAUGAGAUAGGGACCUCAAAAGCAUAGCAUAAUGUGCAUGAAUUCGAGCAGUUCUAUGCACUCUGAUUUCCUGUCUCAUUCUUGUAUAUACAUAUGUAUAUAUGUUAACUUUGGUUCUGUAA
Momordica charantia (bitter melon) is the source of this 12791-nucleotide messenger RNA. Lineage: Eukaryota; Viridiplantae; Streptophyta; Magnoliopsida; Cucurbitales; Cucurbitaceae. The record is from RefSeq and is a predicted model, not a curated record.